AUGGAACUCAGGUUUCAGCUAACAAGGACAUUAUCUUUUCUGGAAACACACUCUCAAUCAGCUCAGCAAAAGGAAGUUAUUCAGGACUAUAGCACACCAAAACCAGACAUCAGAAAAGAUCAGUGGUUUGAGCCCUUCUACACUGGGGAGAAAAUCGAGCUUGAUUGUAACAUGCCUGGUGAUGGAUGGAAGUAUGACUGGUAUAAAGGCUCAAAGCACUUGAUCAGAGAUCCAACCUUCACCAUCAACUCAGCAUCUCCCUCUGACACUGGUGACUAUCACUGCACAGCAAAGAGAGGAGACUUCUCAGUGGAUAGUGGGACUCUACAAGUGCGAGUUGAAGAGCCACCUCAACCCAAACUGUCAAUAGAGUCUGAUUGGAAAACAUUUUACCCAAGUGAAAAAGUGAUUCUGAAGUGUUCAAUCAAUUCAAAUGAAUGGGACUAUGAAUGGUUUAAAAACAGAUAUCGGCUUUCACGUAACAAGGAAAUUUCCUUUUCUGGAAACACACUUACAAUCAGCUCAGCAAAAGCGAGUCAUUCAGGACCGUAUUUCUGCAGAGGAAAACAUCGUGAGAGACCGUUAGUGACUACAAGAAGAACAGAAGCUUUGCAACUUCGUAUUUAUGUUAACACACCAAAACCAGACAUCAGAAAAGAUCAGUGGUUUGAUUUCUUCUACACUGGGGAGAAAAUCCAGCUUGAUUGUAACAUGCCUGGUGAUGGAUGGAAGUAUGACUGGUAUAAAGGCUCAAAACACUUGAUCAGAGAUUCAACCUUCACCAUCAACUCAGCAUCUCCCUCUGACACUGGUGUCUAUCACUGCACAGCAAAGAGAGGAGACUUCCCAGUGAAUAGUGGGACUCUACAAGUGCGAGUUGAAGAUAACACACCAAAACCAGACAUAAUAAAAGAUCAGUUUGAUUUCUUCUACACUGGGGAGAAAAUCCAGCUUGAUUGUAACAUGCCUGGUGAAGGAUGGAAGUAUGACUGGUAUAAAGGCUCAAAACACUUGAUCAAACAGCCAAUCUUUACUAUCAACUCAGCAUCUCCCUCUGACACUGGUGACUAUCACUGCACAGCAAAGAGAGGAGACUUCCCAGUGGAUAGUGAGACUCUACAAGUGCGAGUUGAAGACCUGCCUAAACCACAACUGUCAAUAGAGUCUAAAUGGAAAACAUUUUACCCAAGUGAAAAAGUGAUUCUGAAGUGUUCAAUCAAUUCAAAUGAAUGGGACUAUGAAUGGUUUAGAAACAGAGAUCAGCUUUCAGGUGAUGAUGACAUUUCCUUUUCUGGAAACACACUCUCAAUCAGCUCAGCAAAAGCGAGUCAUUCAGGACAGUAUUCCUGCAGAGGAAAACAUCUGAAGAGAACGCCAGUGACUACAAAACAAGCAGACGCUUUGAAACUUCAUAUUCAUGAUAACACACCAAAACCAGACAUCAGAAAAGAUCAGUGGUUUGAGCCCUUCUACACUGGGGAGAAAAUCGAGCUUGAUUGUAACAUGCCUGGUGAUGGAUGGAAGUAUGACUGGUAUAAAGGCUCAAAACACUUGAUCAGAGAUCCAACCUUCGCUAUCAACUCAGUAUCUCCCUCUGACACUGGUGACUAUCACUGCACAGCAAAGAGAGGAGACUUCUCAGUGGAUAGUGGGACUCUACAAGUGCGAGUUGAAGACCAGCCUCAACCCAAACUGUCAAUAGAGUCUGAAUGGAAAACAUUUUACCCAAAAGAAAAAGUGAUUCUGAAGUGUUCAAUCAAUUCAAAUGAAUGGGACUAUGAAUGGUUUAAUGAUGGAACUCAGCUUUCAGAUGAUGUUGACAUUUCCUUUUCUGGAAACACGCUUACAAUCAUCUCAGCAAAAGCAAGUCAUUCAGGACAGUAUUACUGCAGAGGAAAACAUCGUGAGAGAACAUUAGUUACUACAAGAACAACAGAAGCUUUGCAACUUCAUAUUCAUGUUGACACACCAAUGCCAGACAUCAGAAAAGAUCAGUGGUUUGAUUUCUUCUACACUGGGGAGAAAGUCGAGCUUGGUUGUAACAUGCCUGGUGAUGGAUGGGAGUAUGACUGGUAUAAAGACUCAGAAACCUUCAUCACAGAUCCAACCUUUAAUAUUAGCUCAGCAUCUUUCUCUGACACUGGUGACUAUCACUGCAAAGCAAAGAGAGGAGACUUCUCAGUGGAUGGUGAAACUCUACAAGUGCGAGUUGAAGCUCGUCCACCUGCAGUUCUGAGUCUGGAGACCGAAUUGAGCGACAUCAUGUCUGGGAAUAUCCUGACCCUCAGGUGUAGCGUCUCGGAUGGCAGACAGUGGAGCUACACCUGGUUCGAGAACGAACAGAGGCUCAAUGAGUCGUCAGAUGUGUUUAAAGUGACAGCAACUGAAGAAAAUAUUAAUAGUGAAUUCAAGUGCAAGGGAAUAAGGACGGAGAGACCACUGUACUCCGCUCUGAGUGAGGGCUUCACGGCCAAUAAUAUUGUAUUAAAAAGAAAGAUUCUGCUGGCUAUCUCGGGAUGUCUCGUGUGCUUUAUUGUAAUCCUGAUCAUUGGAUGCCUUGUUCUAAGGAUCACCCGUAAACCAGAGAAGAAAAAAACUGUACAAGAGGACUUGUUUUUCUCAAUGGGAGACUCCAAGAACCAAAUGGCUUUACCCUUGGAGGAGUACAUGGACAACAGUCCCACAGAGAUGCAAGAAUGUGAGAAAAAAGAAGAACUGUUUACUGAUCAUGUUUUAGCUGUUCAUGUGGAUGGUGUGAUUGAAGAUGAAGAUUCACAAGCGGCAGAAGCUAUUGGCCUGACAUCAUUUAAAGGACUCUGAACCAUUAUGUCAGCAAUCAACAUCAUGUUGGAGUUUCUAUAUUUGCACUGAGGCAGCUACUGUAAAUGACAUAUGCUUUUAUUAAAAAAGAUUGCAUUAGCACGGCACUUUGUCUAGUACGGAUAACGAAGAGUAAGAAGUGACAAUUAUCCGUAGUAAUCAAAGUAUGGUUUGUUUGAUUUGCUUUACUUGCAAAUAUAAAUAUUAAGUAUUAAUAUGAUGCCAUAGGGGAAAAAAAACAUUGAUUGUAAUACAUCUACUAGAUUAAUUUCUCAUUGUAAUUAAUUUACAUAUUGAACAAAAUAUUUUUUUUUCUACUCUGCCACCUGCUUAAUCGGCAGCUUCUGCUCAUCUUUGUAUUUUAUUUGAGAUAUUGUUUUUGUGUGUGCUUGUGUUUUGUGUUUUUAGCGUGUUGGUUCUGGAUUAUUUACAUUCAAAUAAACAAGGAAGACUA
This is a messenger RNA of Pimephales promelas (fathead minnow), 3274 nucleotides long. The record is from RefSeq and is a predicted model, not a curated record. NCBI's taxonomy places the organism in Eukaryota, Metazoa, Chordata, Actinopteri, Cypriniformes, Leuciscidae.